AUGACCGCGCGCUCCGCGGAGACCGCGCGCCGCUGCCUGCUGGCUUUCGUGCUGUGCUGCGGCUUGGGGGCGCUGGCGGUGGUCGCCCAGAAGCCAGGCGCCGGCUGUCCGAGCCGCUGUCUGUGUUUCCGCACCACCGUGCGCUGCAUGCAUCUGCUGCUGGAGGCCGUGCCGGCCGUGGCGCCGCAGACCUCCAUCCUGGACCUUCGCUUCAACAGGAUCAGAGAGAUCCAACCUGGGGCUUUCCGGCGGCUGAGGAACUUGAACACACUGCUUCUCAACAAUAAUCAGAUCAAGAAGAUCCCGAGCGGAGCGUUUGAAGACCUGGAAAAUUUAAAAUAUCUCUAUUUGUACAAGAAUGAGAUCCAGUCAAUUGACAGGCAAGCGUUUACGGGACUUGCCUCUCUAGAGCAACUAUACCUGCACUUUAACCAAAUAGAGACUCUGGACCCAGCCUCCUUUCAGCACUUACCCAAGCUCGAGAGGCUAUUUUUACAUAACAACAGGAUCACACACUUGGUUCCUGGGACAUUCAAUCACUUGGAGUCCAUGAAAAGAUUGCGACUGGACUCCAACGCACUUCACUGUGACUGUGAGAUACUGUGGCUGGCAGAUCUGCUGAAGGCUUAUGCGCAGUCUGGGAACGCACAGGCGGCGGCCACCUGCGAAUAUCCCAGACGCAUCCAGGGAAGAUCGGUGGCGACCAUCACCCCAGAGGAGCUGAACUGUGAGAGGCCUCGGAUCACGUCAGAGCCGCAGGAUGCGGACGUGGUGCCCGGGAACACUGUGUACUUCACCUGUCGGGCGGAAGGCAACCCCAAGCCUGAGAUCAUCUGGCUUCGGAACAAUAAUGAGCUGAGCAUGAAGACAGACUCCCGCCUAAACCUGCUGGACGAUGGGACCCUGAUGAUCCAGAAUACGCAGGAGACAGACCAGGGCAUCUACCAGUGCAUGGCGAAAAAUGUAGCUGGAGAAGUGAAGACACAGGAGGUGACCCUCAGGUACUUUGGGUCUCCAGCGCGACCGGCUUUUGUGAUCCAGCCGCAGAACACGGAGGUGCUGGUGGGAGAGAGCGUUACGCUGGAGUGCAGCGCCACGGGCCACCCCCCACCGCGGAUCUCCUGGACCCGAGGGGACCGCACAGCCCUGCCCGCCGACCCCCGGGUGAACAUCACACCCUCUGGUGGCCUGUACAUACAGAAUGUGGCCCCCGGAGACAGCGGGGAGUACACCUGCUUUGCCUCCAACGGCAUCGACAGCAUCCACGCCACCGCCUUCAUCAUCGUCCAGGCUCUUCCGCAGUUCACUGUGACUCCUGAGGACAGAGUGGUCAUUGAGGGUCAAACGGUUGAUUUCCAGUGUGAGGCGACAGGCAACCCGCAGCCAGUCAUCGCUUGGACCAAGGGAGGCAGCCAGCUCUCUGUGGACAGGCGGCACCUGGUGCUGUCCUCAGGCACACUGAGGAUCUCGGGGGUGGCGCUGCACGACCAGGGCCAGUAUGAGUGCCAGGCCGUCAACAUCAUCGGCUCCCAGAAGGUGGUGGUGCACCUGACCGUGCAGCCCCGAGUCACCCCAGUGUUCACCAGCGUUCCCAGCGACUUGACGGUGGAGGUGGGCACCAAUGUGCAGCUCCCAUGCAGCUCCCAGGGCGAGCCACAGCCGGCCAUCACCUGGAACAAGGAUGGGGUUCAGGUAACAGAAAGUGGGAAGUUUCACAUCAGCCCUGAAGGAUUUUUGACCAUCAAUGACGUUGGAACCGCAGAUGUGGGUCGCUAUGAAUGUGUGGCCCGGAACACGAUUGGAUACGCCUCGGUGGGCAUGGUGCUCAGUGUGAACGUUCCCGACAUCAGCCGAAACGGGGACCCAUUUGUCGCCACCUCCAUUGUGGAAGCGAUUGCAACUGUGGACAGGGCCAUCAACUCCACGCGGACGCACUUGUUUGACAGCCGGCCUCGUUCUCCCAAUGACCUGCUGGCCCUGUUCCGGUACCCGAGGGACCCCUACACCGUGGGACAAGCCCGAGCAGGAGAGAUUUUCGAGCGGACCCUGCAGCUCAUCCAGGAGCACGUGCAGCAUGGCCUGAUGGUCGACCUGAACGGAACGAGUUACCACUACAAUGACCUGGUGUCCCCGCAGUACCUGAGCCUCAUCGCCAACUUGUCAGGCUGCACCGCCCACCGGCGAGUGAACAACUGCUCCGACAUGUGCUUCCACCAGAAGUACCGGACCCACGACGGCACCUGCAACAACCUGCAGCACCCCAUGUGGGGCGCCUCGCUCACGGCCUUCGAGCGCCUGCUGACAGCCGUGUACGAGAACGGCUUCAACACGCCCCGCGGCGUCAACCCCCAGCGGCUCUACAACGGGCACGUGCUGCCCAUGCCCCGCCUGGUGUCCACCACGCUGAUCGGCACGGAGGCCGUCACGGCAGACGAGCAGUUCACGCACAUGCUGAUGCAGUGGGGCCAGUUCCUGGACCACGACCUGGACUCCACGGUGGUGGCCCUGAGCCAGGCCCGCUUCUCCGACGGGCAGCACUGCAGCUCUGUGUGCAGCAACGACCCCCCCUGCUUCUCCGUCAUGAUCCCACCCAAUGACCCCCGCGUGCGCAGCGGUGCCCGCUGCAUGUUCUUUGUGCGCUCCAGCCCCGUGUGCGGCAGCGGCAUGACGUCCCUGCUCAUGAACUCCGUGUACCCACGGGAGCAGAUCAACCAGCUCACCUCCUACAUCGACGCGUCCAAUGUGUACGGCAGCUCAGACCACGAGGCCCGCAGCAUCCGGGACCUGGCCAGCCACCGCGGCCUGCUGCGGCAGGGCAUCGUGCAGCGCUCCGGGAAGCCCCUGCUGCCCUUCGCCACCGGACCCCCCACCGAGUGCAUGAGGGAUGAGAAUGAGAGCCCUAUCCCCUGCUUCCUGGCUGGGGACCACCGGGCCAACGAGCAGCUGGGCCUGACCAGCAUGCACACGCUGUGGUUCCGUGAGCACAACCGCAUCGCCACAGAGUUGCUGAAGCUGAACCCGCACUGGGACGGGGACACCAUCUACCAUGAGACCCGCAAGAUCGUGGGGGCAGAGAUCCAGCACAUCACCUACCAGCACUGGCUGCCCAAAGUCCUGGGGGAGGUGGGCAUGAAGAUGCUGGGCGAGUACCGGGGCUACGACCCCAACGUCAACGCUGGUAUCUUCAACGCUUUCGCCACCGCAGCCUUCAGGUUUGGCCACACGCUCAUCAAUCCUGUGCUCCAGAGGCUGGACGAGAACUUGCAGCCCAUCGCGCAGGGCCACAUCCCCCUCCACAAAGCCUUCUUCUCACCCUUCCGGAUCGUGAACGAGGGGGGCAUCGAUCCACUGCUCAGGGGUCUCUUCGGGGUGGCAGGGAAGAUGCGUGUGCCCUCUCAGCUGCUGAACACGGAGCUCACAGAGCGGCUCUUCUCUAUGGCGCACACAGUGGCCCUCGACCUGGCUGCCAUCAACAUCCAGCGGGGCCGGGACCACGGCAUCCCGCCCUACCAUGACUACAGGGUCUACUGCAACCUGUCCGCCGCCCACACCUUUGAGGACCUGAAGAACGAGAUCAAGAACCCUGAGAUCCGCGAGAAGCUGCGAAGACUGUACGGCUCCACCCUCAACAUCGACCUGUUCCCGGCCCUCAUGGUGGAGGACCUGGUUCCUGGCAGCCGCCUGGGGCCCACUCUGAUGUGCCUGCUCAGCACACAGUUCCGGCGCCUGCGGGAUGGGGACAGGUUGUGGUAUGAAAACCCCGGGGUGUUCUCCCCCGCCCAGCUGACGCAGCUCAAGCAGACGUCCCUGGCCAGGAUCCUCUGCGACAACUCAGACAACAUCACCCGUGUGCCAGGGGACGUGUUCAGGGUGGCUGAGUUCCCACAUGGCUAUGGCAGCUGCGAGGACAUCCCCCGCGUGGACCUGCGGCUGUGGCAGGACUGCUGCGAAGACUGUAGGACCAGGGGACAGUUCAACGCGUUUUCCUACCACUUCCGAGGCAGGCGGUCUCUGGACUUCAGCUACAGGGAGGACAAGCCCCGCCGGGGAAUGCGACCCCGGAAGAUGCGAAGUGUGCUGAAACCCAGCGAACUACAGGGCAACACCACCUCAGCCGCCCGGGAGCGCCCGGGAGCACCAGCGACCAGCGACUUCCGAGAGUUUGUCCUGGAAAUGCAGAAGACCAUCACAGAGCUCAGGAAGCAGAUCAACAGGCUGGAGUCCCGGCUCAGCACCACAGAGUGUGUGGAUGCCAGUGGAGAGCCCCGUGUCAACAGCGCCACGUGGAGACCCGACCCCUGCACCGUCUGUGGGUGCAAAGACGGGCAGGUCACCUGCUUCGUGGAAUCCUGCCCUCCUGCCACCUGCCCCGAGCCCGUGGAAGCGGAAGGAGCCUGCUGUCCAGUCUGUGUGGAGAAAGGCACGGAGGAGAAGCCCUAG
Molecule: messenger RNA, 4440 nt
Organism: Marmota flaviventris (yellow-bellied marmot)
Lineage: Eukaryota; Metazoa; Chordata; Mammalia; Rodentia; Sciuridae
Gene: Pxdn
Product: peroxidasin
Biological process (GO): response to oxidative stress
Molecular function (GO): heme binding; protein binding; peroxidase activity
Source: RefSeq, a predicted model, not a curated record